AUGCACCUCAAAAAUCUCCGUUAUAUUAUUCUGGUAGCUUGUAUCAAGCUCAGUGUACACCUCGGUUAUAUAUUACGAGGCUUCUGUUUCAAUUUUUCUUCAUAUACAAUAGUCCUAUGGCUAUAUAUAAGUUUAUUCCAGGCUGCUAGUAUAUCUGAUGUGAGGGAUAUUGUUGUUUUGCAUUCGUUGGGAGCGGAAUGUAAUGUAAUAGUUUACAAAGAUUCUGGCACGGAAUACUAUCUUCCUGGUAUCUCUGCUAGCAAAAAUUAUCGCUGGCUUCAGCUGUUAUUAAUAGGAAAAUGCUUAUCACAAUCAUUGUUAAAAUAG
This is a messenger RNA of Phycomyces blakesleeanus NRRL 1555(-), 327 nucleotides long. RefSeq lists its product as hypothetical. The record is from RefSeq and is a predicted model, not a curated record. NCBI's taxonomy places the organism in Eukaryota, Fungi, Mucoromycota, Mucoromycetes, Mucorales, Phycomycetaceae. Bases 1 to 327 code for a protein of 108 amino acids. The transcript is spliced from 3 exons.